CGCGGGGCCGCCGAGCAUCCUCCGCCCGCUCGCCUCCACCCGUCCUCUCGGAGCGGCGCUCCCCGCGGGCCGCCCGCUUCGCUCCCCGUUCCGCAGCCUGUGCGGGAGGAAGGGAGGGAGGGAGGUGUUUUCCCGAAGUGCAAAGAAAAGUCCGUGGGAUUCCCCUCCUCCCCCCCUUCGGGCGCGUUCGCACGCUCCCUCAGGCAUGAUGCUCAAGAUGCUGCCGUUCAAGCUGCUGUUGGUGGCCGUGGCUCUCUGCUUCUUCGAGGGGGACGCCAAGUUCGGGGAGAGCGGCGCCCGGAGGAGAAGGUGCCUCAACGGGAUCAUAAAAUCUUCUUGUGUAAGAUGGGGAAAUAGGUCAUGUGUUUAUUUGUCUUUGGUUUGUGGCUUGCAGAUACUUUCCGUCACGAACAACACCGAAUGUGCGAAGCUACUGGAGGAAAUCAGAUGUGCACACUGCUCACCUCAUGCCCAGAAUCUUUUCCACUCGCGUGAGAAAGGGGAAACUUCUGAAAGAGAACUAACUCUUCCCUACUUGUGCAAAGACUAUUGUAAAGAAUUCUAUUAUACUUGCAGAGGUAACUUACCAGGUUUUCUCCAAACUUCAGCUGAUGAGUUUUGCUUUUACUAUGCAAGAAAAGAUGGUGGUGUAUGCUUUCCAGAUUUUCCAAGAAAACAAGUGCGAGGGCCAGCUUCUAACUCCUUGGACCACAUGGAGGAAUAUGACAAAGAGGAAGAGAUCAGCAGAAAACACAAGCACAACUGCUUCUGUAUUCAGGAAGUCAUGAGUGGACUAAGGCAGCCUGUCGGAGCAGUACAUUGUGGGGAUGGAUCUCAUCGCCUCUUCAUUCUUGAGAAAGAAGGAUAUGUGAAGAUUUUCAGUCCUGAAGGAGAUCUGAUCAAGGAACCUUUUUUGGAUAUACACAAGCUUGUUCAAAGUGGAAUAAAGGGAGGAGAUGAAAGAGGACUGUUAAGCCUUGCAUUCCAUCCCAAUUACAAGAAAAAUGGAAAGCUGUAUGUGUCUUAUACCACCAACCAAGAACGGUGGGCUAUUGGACCUCAUGAUCACAUCCUUAGGGUGGUAGAAUACACAGUAUCCAGGAAAAAUCCUCAACAAGUUGAUAUAAGAACAGCAAGAGUGUUUUUAGAAGUAGCAGAACUACAUCGAAAACAUCUCGGAGGGCAGCUUCUGUUUGGCCCAGAUGGCUUCUUAUACGUUUUCCUUGGAGAUGGCAUGAUUACUCUCGACGAUAUGGAAGAAAUGGAUGGUUUAAGUGAUUUUACAGGUUCUGUAUUACGCCUCGAUGUAAAUACUGACCUGUGCAGUGUCCCUUAUUCCAUACCACGGAGCAACCCACAUUUUAAUAGCACAAACCAACCUCCUGAAAUUUUUGCACAUGGACUCCACAAUCCAGGCCGAUGUGCUGUGGAUCACCACCCAGCAGAUGUAAACAUCAAUUUAACAAUACUUUGCUCAGAUUCAAAUGGAAAGAACAGAUCUUCAGCAAGAAUCUUACAGAUAAUAAAGGGUAAAGACUAUGAAAGUGAGCCUUCACUUUUAGAAUUCAAACCAUUCAGCAGUGGAGCCUUGGUCGGUGGAUUUGUCUAUCGAGGUUGCCAGUCUGAAAGGCUCUAUGGAAGUUAUGUAUUUGGAGACCGCAAUGGAAAUUUUUUAACGCUGCAACAGAAUCCUGCAACUAAACAGUGGCAAGAGAAACCCCUCUGUCUUGGCAACAGCGGAUCAUGUAGAGGUUUCUUUUCAGGCCCUGUCUUGGGAUUUGGUGAAGAUGAACUAGGCGAGAUUUACAUAUUAUCAAACAGUAAAAGUAUGACACAGGCUCACAAUGGAAAACUCUACAAGAUCAUUGACCCAAAAAGGCCUUUAGUUCCUGAAGAAUGCAAAAGAACAGCUCAGUCGGCACAGAUACUGACAUCUGAAUGCUCAAGGCACUGUCGAAACGGGCACUGCACUCCUACAGGAAAAUGCUGCUGUAAUCAAGGCUGGGAAGGAGAGUUCUGCAGAACUGCAAAGUGCGACCCAGCGUGUCGACAUGGAGGUGUCUGUGUAAGGCCUAAUAAAUGCUUAUGUAAAAAAGGCUAUCUUGGCCCCCAGUGUGAACAAGUGGAUAGAAACAUCCGAAGAGUUACAAGGGCAGGUAUUCUUGAUCAGAUCCUAGACAUGACAUCCUACUUGCUGGAUCUAACCAGCUAUAUUGUAUAGUUUUGGGGACUGUUUGGAAACUACACUUUCAACGGGCAUUUGUUUUGAAUCCUAUCAUUUUUUCAAGACUGUUAUCCUGCAACAAAUACCAGUGAUUUGAUUUACUUUAUUAAUUUAAAUAUAAUAUUCAGAAAUGUGCAGAUAAAUUCAUUGUAUAUGUGUUAAUAUCUGUGUACAUCUUCUAGAUGUACAGAUACUGAACACAUAUAUGGGCAAGCAGUAUCACAAAUACGGUUUUACAGCUAGUGGAAUUUUUUUAUAUGUAUUUCUUCAUGAGAAAUAGUUUACAAAGCAAUUCCACUGCAAAACAUUUUCAUUUAAGGACUUUCCCAAUGUCAUAAUGGAUUCACUGACAUCCCAGAAACCUUGCGUCUGCAACUGGCUAAUUAUUGCAGUAAGAGAGCAGUUUUGAACCAUCACCAUGUAAACUGCUGGACUUAAUGAAAUCCAGUUGUAACAGUUUUUAAGGUGAAAUGAACUACGUUAUGAGACUAUUUCAGAACUGCUUUAUGCAUUCCUAUCUAGGCAAUUCAUUGUAAGACUGUAAUCUUCACCUUCAUCAAUGUAACUCUAUUACAGACUGUUACGUAUUUCCUUAUCUAGCAUAGAUGCAAAAAUCUGGUUAUCGCAGCUUGAUAUCAAGAUUGUUUCAAGUGUUUAAUAAUUAAAUUAUACUCACAUAUUUCAAAACCAGUCAUCCUAGAAGGUCUGCUUUCUAUCAUGUAUUUUAUUUAACAAUGGGCACUGGGUUCAUCUUACAUAUUUAUAUUAUUUUAUUUUAUUUUUAUAAUAUAGACAUCACUUAGAUGAAACAGCUUUACUAUGUCCUGUGUAAUACUAAUGUUACAUUUUUCACCAAUUUAAUCGGAGAGAUGAGGAAAGAGCAAACACUUGAAUGUAUUGUGGCUCUGUAUCCUUGUGUCAACUUGUAUUCAUUUACAAUGGAUGGAAGAAAAAAAAAAAAAAAAACGACCAACCAAACAUUAAAUUUGAGCAUGUAUUAAAAGUGUUCAUAAAAUGAUUAUCACUAUGACAGGACAGGCUAGAUUAUACACAACUAGACUGCUACAGAUUUCACACUGAAUGGAACUUCACUGGAUGAAAGCUCACAUUAGCAGUUGUUGGCUGUGUAAGAUGUCACUUGUAUAAAACGUAUAACAAUUAUUGCCAAAUAUGGUUUUAAAUGUAAAUGUUUCUUGAAGAGCUAACGUAAAAUUGAUUUUUUGUAAAUGUAUCAAUAAAUAUGGUGUACAUGCUAUAGUCAGGUUUUUGAAAGUAUUAAUAUUUUAAUCAGAUAUAUCUUCCGAAUUGGUGCCCUCUCCAUCUCUGGGAAGUUAUUGGCAGUUUCUUUGUUCGUUGUUUGCCGUCUAUUAGAUUUCCUUUGCACUAUUUGGCUUUUAUAAAAUCUUGCACAUAUAAAGAGUAGCAUGGCCACCACCAUGCACACACUAAUGGUUCCUAUAAGCAGCUACUUAUGUCGACAGUUUACAACACUUUAGGCAAUAACAUCUAGCUUACUGUAACUGUAUUGCUCUCCAGUAGCAAAAUUCUCUUUGCAGGGCAGUGACAUGUAACAACUUUUCCUUUAUGGAACGUUGUCGGUUUUGAUUUAAUAAACAGUAAAUCUUUAAGCACGUAAAAAUGUUAUUUGCAUUUAUCUUAAUAAGUAUUCUAGCUAAGAGGAACAGAAAAUUACACUUGCUUUCCAUAUAUGUUUGCUUGAGUUUCAAGUGACCUCAUGCCAAAUGGAAAUUGGUUGAGAAAUCUUGGUUAAGUGCUUAGAGAACAAUAGUCCGCAUUAAAAAGUGCAUGCAUAAUUUUGCACAAUGUAGAUUCAACUGACAGACCAUUGAAAGACAUCUCAGGAUUAAAUGAGCAUGAAGACCGAAUUGCCCUCUCACCCCAAAAAGGGUGGUCCCUUAUAGUUACACUAACACUUCAUUGGCUAAGCAGUGUGACCAAUCUGAAAAUGAACCCUGCAGUAGCAUCUGUAGGUUAAUAGCAGCUCUUUGUCUCCACUGCUUUCUGUCUUUAGUCUUUUUCCUGAAUUCCAUCACAAAAAGUUUUACAAUUAAAAAUGUCCUGACAACCAUUUUUGUAAAUUGACCUUACCAUCUAAUCUUUCCUUAUUCAAUGUGGGUGACAAAAAUGUGAACUUCUCAUGAAUGAGCCAGCUGUCUAAAUCUGUCAGAUAGUGCAGUUUUAUUGCACUCUUCAUAAUCGGUAAAGCCAGAAAGUCGCUGAAAUAUUUUAGCAACUUUUAAGUCUCUGACACAGACAACAUCUUUAACACUUUUUUUAAUGAGUAUGUUACAAAAUAAACUUUAAUUCGUGAUAUUCUUAAUAGCCAGCUGGGGAGAUGUGAUAGUUCGAUUCUCUGUUUAAAUUCUGUACACUUAAAAAAACUCCCACAAAUUCCACAGAUGGUACCUAAAUUGAAGAUCCCCAGUAAUGUAUAUGCCACAGUCAUGCACACACAUGGCCAUUAUAUGCCAUAACUGUGAAGAGAAGGGGUAACAAAGAAAAUACAGUCUUCAUCUUAAUAAUAAAGACAAUUCAGUCUACUAGUGGAAUCAGAAAAUUAAACACUAUUAAAGAUUAAGAAUUAAAUCCAGGACUCAUUCAAACCAAUGGAAAAAGAAAAUAAAACAAAGCCCCAAACACUCCUAUCAACAGUGCUGAAGCCAGAAAACCACUUUUAAAAUUGAAUCAAAUACUUAAGUUUAUUAAAAUAAAAAAGAAAGUUUUAGUCAAAACUUCAAAACCAAAAAGGAAUCUAUGGGAAGAUUAAGAGGAAAAGAGAAAUAAUUUGCGAAAGGUGUUUUGCUUCAGUUUUAAAUCAUUUUUGGUAUCACAUGAAAGCAGGCAUCUGCAUUAAGCCCACAUAGAUAUGUAGGAAGUCCCAGAGGAAGAGAAAUAUUCUCAAAAAAGACACAAAAAUCCCAACUGCUUAUUUAUCAAAAGAAAUUAUACUAUUACAAACAGCAAGUAAAGCCUAGGCCCAGCCACCCAAGAUGCUAAUAUAAAAAGGGCAACUGCAGUAAUUGCCUGAGAAUUGGCAUACA
Messenger RNA from Meleagris gallopavo (turkey), 5286 nucleotides. NCBI's taxonomy places the organism in Eukaryota, Metazoa, Chordata, Aves, Galliformes, Phasianidae. The record is from RefSeq and is a predicted model, not a curated record.